UCCGAGGAAACGCCCGCCUCAUUCAUAGUUGCCAAAUCGAAGCUAGUGUUUGCGCUUGCACAAGCGCUUGAUGAACUCGGAAAAUACGAAGAGUCUGACAUGCCCUACUCGAGUGUGCUGAGUCCUGACAGCGACCUUCGCGGUACUUAUCGAUGCCUUCCACCGCGCUAUCAGAUUCAGGGAACUUACGACCCUCCAUCCGAGUAUGCGCUCGUCGGAUCGCGUGUAUGCUUGGGCGGCAUAUUCCAUCAAGCCUUGUGUAUCAUACACUCGAAAUUCCCCAAGAGCGCGGUACAAGACCCGCAGCAUAUUUACUCCUGGCUCAGUUGCCUGGACUCUGCAAUGACCCUGCUCUCUUUCCAGGAUUUUCAGGCUCAAAAUUGUGUCGUCAACGGACAGCGGACGCCUCUCAAUCGCUAUCAACGUUCUCUCUCAAUCCACAACUUUUUCCUCGCCGCGACCAUCCUUUUCGCGGGGUUGUUUCUCAUCAGGGACAAAUCGAAAGUGAGAUUUCCUCUCUGCGCCUCAUUAAAACUUAGCAAGGCGGAUAUGUUGGUGGCGCUUGAGAAAAGCAUAGCCACUUUCGAGCGGGACGAUGCUGAGAGCCACGAGUCUAGCCGAGCAAGCAAGCUCCUGAGCGCUAUGCUUCACGAGAUUUAG
Molecule: messenger RNA, 660 nt
Organism: Exophiala aquamarina CBS 119918
Lineage: Eukaryota; Fungi; Ascomycota; Eurotiomycetes; Chaetothyriales; Herpotrichiellaceae
Exons: 1
Coding region: 100-660 (186 amino acids)
Source: RefSeq, a predicted model, not a curated record